ACACCCAAAAAUACUAGAUGUCGAAGAGCCCCCAGACAUGUUCUAGCAGCUCCCCCCUGCACGGUGGGAGGCAAUCGCGCACUUCCACCGGAUCGCUCUGUGCACGCCUCCCUGGCCCAGCAUUGAGAUGCAUUUGACAAACAAGGCUGCAGAGCGAAAACUUGGAAUGGCCAUGAAAGGCAUUGAACUCUUACUAGCCCGUUUGCGAGUGGAGGCAGGGCUUGCUCCCGACGAGAUUAUUGGGAGAGCUAUCGGCUCUCGGCUCGGAGGUCGGACCUGGAUCGAACACGUUGAAGAAGUCCUGGAGUCGCUCCUGUCGCAAUACAGGUCCAGGAUAGGCCCAACUCGACUUUUCGAGCGCAUUAUCGUCGCCCUCUAUAUCUAUGGCCAAUGGGCUGGCGAGUCCAGGUAUCCAUUCCACCCUUCCAUCCUCAGGGCGAGGUGCUUGCUCUGGAUCUUUUCCCAGGUACUCACCCUCGAAGCCAAGAUACUUUCCGGCUGCUCGUCGGCCCUCAUGAUGUUUGCGCGCGGGGGAUAUAUGAGGUUCGAGAGACCAUCUCUGCUUGAAAUGGCAGCAUCUCUCUUUGUGCCGCAUCCAGUCAUAACCCGAGCGACGGUUGAUGUCAUCGCUGAUGCAUUCUCUCUAUUCCAUACUCGCAACCCCCCUCCGCCCCUUCUCGGAGCAAUCUUUUUGAUUCUCCAAAACUCUACGCAUCUCUGUUUUGACUACCGCAUGGAUGGCAAUCUUCAGAGUCACAAGCUGGAGCUGCCACCGUCGAAUGUGUUCAACGAAGGGGCCCUAGCCAGUAGCGGAGCCAGGUCAAGCUGGCAGAUAUCUUGCCGACAGUGCUUGGAAUCGGUUAUGAGCUCAGGAGGGGUCGACCUGACCGUGCCGAGCGUGAACCUUUCGGUUGUGACAGGGUCAUAAAAAUGGUGAAAGUUUCAGGUCCUGAGGUCAUACACUUAUUAAGUUAUUUAACGCCCUGCAGCGUACCUUAUAUUGUUCGGAAUGAUGUCGUUGGGAAAGAAAUAUAUUAGCGCUGGGAACUCUGCAGCUCAAACAAACCAUUUGUAGGCGUACUUACCUUGGUCGAGCC
Molecule: messenger RNA, 1097 nt
Organism: Chaetomium fimeti
Lineage: Eukaryota; Fungi; Ascomycota; Sordariomycetes; Sordariales; Chaetomiaceae
Exons: 1
Coding region: 128-928 (266 amino acids)
Source: RefSeq, a predicted model, not a curated record